AUGCAAUAGUAAAAAAGUCCCAAAGGUCAUUUACGCCAUUAUUAAUAUAUAAAUGGCAGGCUCUUGCUCAGAGUUCGAUUUGCUUACUAACUUAAGCUCAGUGCUCAAAGGAUCUCUUGCUUUCUUUUAGAACACAGAAAUGGAUAUUACACCGAAAAUCCAUCAUUUCGAUGACGUUGUAAAGCACAAGGAUAGACAUGAUUGCUGGCUUCUAAUCCAUGGCCAGGUUUUCGAUGUAACGAAUUUUCUGGAAGAGCACCCAGGAGGAGACGAAGUGUUAUUAGCAGCUACAGAGAAAGACGCAACGGAUGAUUUCCAAGAUGUUGGACACAGCAAAGACGCAAAAGAACUGAUGAAGAAAUAUUACAUAGGCGAUAUUGAACCGAAGAGCGUUCCAGCUUCGGGAAGGAAAUACCGUCCUCCAACACAUUUACCUACGAAACCAAGAUACAAUCCGUUGGUGGUGAGGCUCUUUCAACUUCUGUUACCUCUUCUCAUUCUAGGCGCUGCAUUUGCUUUGAGAUCCGCCGUCAAAAAGGAUUAAUGUCAGUUCGCAUUUUUGCUGAUUUGGGGUAGAGCGGAGCUCUCUGUUUCUCUAAUUAAACAAGGGUUUCUACUUUCAAUUGUGUUUUCAUUUUUGUCGGAUUGUAUCUCUUUUGUUUCUAUUUUGUAAUAAUAAAAGGCUCCCUCUUUCAUAUCA
Jatropha curcas is the source of this 700-nucleotide messenger RNA. RefSeq names its product cytochrome b5. Gene Ontology annotation, cellular component: intracellular membrane-bounded organelle; membrane. NCBI's taxonomy places the organism in Eukaryota, Viridiplantae, Streptophyta, Magnoliopsida, Malpighiales, Euphorbiaceae. Gene Ontology annotation, molecular function: heme binding. The record is from RefSeq and is a predicted model, not a curated record.